Messenger RNA from Ictalurus punctatus (channel catfish), 6348 nucleotides. RefSeq names its product pleckstrin homology domain containing, family A member 5 (gene plekha5). NCBI's taxonomy places the organism in Eukaryota, Metazoa, Chordata, Actinopteri, Siluriformes, Ictaluridae. The record is from RefSeq and is a predicted model, not a curated record. Gene Ontology annotation, molecular function: phosphatidylinositol-5-phosphate binding; phosphatidylinositol-3-phosphate binding; phosphatidylinositol-4-phosphate binding. The coding region runs from base 1647 to 5321 and encodes 1224 amino acids. Gene Ontology annotation, cellular component: cytosol. The transcript is spliced from 26 exons.
UUCCUCUAGUCCAAUCUGAGCUCCACACAAGAUUGCAGCAGAGACUCUUGUGCAAAUGAGAUUAACACUCAUUAUUCUCACUUUGCUGUUUGGGGAUGUGAGAAAGACACAUGACGAUGACUGUGGUUACAUGCGCAUCAGAUUCCGUCUUUAUUCGGGUUGCAGCCAUAUUCCAACUAUACAAUGUUUAUGUGCGUACAGGCAUCGAAAUAUUCCUGUUCACAUGGUUGUUGUAAGUAUGCCUAAGUUGCAGUUCCUAAAUACCUGGACUACAGCUAAGCAUCUGUUAGCACCCACAAUUCCUUGCGGACUGAGCAUACACCUAUAUCCAGAGGUGAGAAUCUGUAUUUGGGGAAUCAGAAUGCAAUCGGUUUGCUGCGUUGCCAAUUUCCAAUUAAUAUUGGAAUAUUGAUGUGCAUAUAAACGUAGUCAAUGUAAUUUGGUCAUGUCACCUUUUAUAGGAGACAGAGAGUGAAAGAGUCUAAACAGAGGAGCUAACUGAGAGAUGCAGAAUCAAUAGCAUCUGGGGUUGUUGGUUCUAUAUUUAGUAUUUAGAGUAUAGUAUAGUAGAGAAUGAAUCUAUAGAGUUUUAAAACAUGCCUACUGAGAUUUAAAAUGGAUUGUGUGUGUGUUUAUCCUUGAGUUGUGUCUUGAACUCACUUGGAGUCCACCUGUUGCGAUUUGAAUUGAUUGGACAAAGUUUGAAAAGGCACACAUCUGAGUCUAUAAGGGCCCACAAGUUACACUGCAUUGUCAGGACAAAAACCAAAAAAAAACCAUGAAGUCAGAGGAACUAUCUGUGAAUCUCUGAUCAAAUUGUAACAAGGCAUAAAUUGUUUGGCAAGAUGGAAAACAGUUGAGUAAAAGGCUUAUGAAAACAUGUGGGGAAAAUAUUCUCUGGUCUGAUGAGAUGAAAAUUAAACUCUUUUGGCAAGGACAAUGUCUGGCAUGAUGGUGGCAGCAUCAUGGUAUGUGGGUGCUUCUCAGAUGCAGGGACAUGGAGACUAAUAACAGUUGAGGGAUGGAUGAAUGCAGCCAAAUACAGGAACAUCCUUGAAGAAAAGAGCGUACAUAAACUCAGACUGGGGCGAUAGUUCACCUUUCAACGUGACAAUGACCCUACAAUGAGUGGCUUCGGUGCAAGUCUCUGAAUGUCCUUGAGUGCCCAGGCACUCUAUCGAACAUCUGUGGAUAGACCUGAAGAUGGCAGUUUAUAGAUGCUCACCAUCCAAUCUGAUGUUACAUCGGCAAUCUGGGAACAUUUUGGAUUCGUGCCUAACGAGAGAGAAACAUGUGGCUGUGUCCACUUCUCCAUUUCCUCAUUCCACUUUCUCUCCUUCUCCCCGGGUCAAUCACAAUACCGUAUCCCACAGCGCCCUCAGGCUGUUUCUCAUAGCAACAACAUGACGCAACAACAACAUGACGCAACAACAACAUGACGCAACAACAACAUGACGCAACAACAACAUGACGCAACAACAACAUGACGCAACAACAACAUGACGCAACAACAACAUGACGCAACAACAACAUGACGCAACAACAUGACGCAACAACAUGACGCAACAAGGCUGUACUGAGUUGUUUCACCGACACCAGCAGCUAAAACACCAGCUACUGAGAAGAAGGAACGACCCACGAGCAUCAUGAGUGAGGCAUCCAACUACACGGGUGGCUCAGAUUACAUGACGCACCCAAGCAGUCCAACAACUAGACAAUCAAGGUCAUCUAAAAAAGUCCAUAAUUUUGGAAAGCGGUCACACUCCAUAAAGAGAAACCCAAAUGCUCCAGUAGUCAAACGCAGCUGGCUUUAUAAACAGGACAGCACAGGAAUGAAGAUGUGGAAGAAGAGGUGGUUUGUGUUGUCCGAUAUGUGCCUCUUCUACUAUAAAGAUGAAAAGGAAGAAGGAAUCCUUGGGAGCAUCCUUUUACCAAGCUUCCAUAUCUCUCUGUUAUCUGUGGAUGACCACAUAAGCAAGAAAUACGCCUUCAAGGCCACACACCCAAACAUGCGGACAUACUACUUUUGCACUGACACAGCCAAAGAAAUGGAGUCUUGGAUAAAAGUGAUGACCGAUGCUACACUUGUCCAUGCUGAGCCAAUCAAAAGACUGGAAAACGUAAAGGUAGACCCACGCAGCCCACUGGAGAUGAACAACAUGCUAAAUCACUGGGUUCUGACUCAACCCGAGAUCCAAAAUAAUGAGAAGAACCGUGAGAGUCUUCACCUCGAGGACAAAAAACAGAAACGGCUGGAGAAACAGCCCAAAAUCUACAGAGAGAAAGAAAGAUGUGCCACUCAGAAAGACUCAGAAAAGUACCAAGUUCAAAAAGAAGGUGAAAAGUAUGCUCUAGAGAAAGAUGGACAGAAGUAUCCUCAUCAGAAGAGUGGAUAUAGGUACAUGCUACAGAAAGAUGUGGAAAUGUUUGGUGUACAGAAUGAUGGAGAAAAGUACGCCUCUACUCUGCAAAAGGAUAGUAAACGGCAUGCCCUCCAGAGAGAUGAAGAAAUAAAUCUGCUGCAGAAAGAUAUGCAAAGAUACACUCUGCACAAAGACAGUGACAAGCACGUGCUUCCAAAGGACAGCGAGAUAUAUGGUGUGCACAAAGACAGUGAGAAAUAUCUCCAGACAGAUGGAGGACGACCUACACAGAAAACCAGUGUGCAGAAAGAAGCAGAGAGGCCCAGGCUUCAGCAGGAAGAAGAAACUUACAGCUUGCAGAAGGAUGAGAAUGUGGAGCAGACACUCACCAAACUUGACAGCGUCAAGCUGCAGCCUGUGCAGGCAGCCACUGUUGUCCCGGCUGCGUCUUCCUCAUGGCAACUGCAGAGCAGAGGAGGCUCAGCUCAGUAUAAAGCUGCACAAGUGAAUGGCUCUGGAGGAGAGCAGAGCCCAGGAGAAAUGAGUAACACCAUUCCACAAAGGACAGCAAUAAAGCCUCAGCAGCCUGCAGAGCCAGAGAGGAGCUUAAGCAGGUCUAAUUCCAUUCAGUUGGAGCAGUAUUUUAGGGCGCAGCGUACCAGGGUUCAGGAUGACGACACGAAGAGCAUCACUUCAUAUCAGACUCUGCCCAGGAACAUGCCUAGCCAUAGGACACAGGUGGUGCCACGCUAUCCUGAGGGCUACCGCACGCUUCCACGUAACAUGCUGCGGCCAGACAGCGUCUGUAGUGUGGCAGGUUCGAUGUAUGACUGUGCGCUGCAGCCCGUGGCAGCAGAGAAGAGGCGCUCUAUGCGAGAUGACACUUUGUGGCAGCUGUAUGAGUGGCAGCAGAGGCAGGCCUACAGCCGUAUGGGCUACAGCACACUGCCCAGCCCCAAGACUCUGAGCCACAUUGCAGAGUCCAUCCCCUCAUCACCCUCGCAUGGCUCCCUGGCUCUGUACCACUCCGUCUCUCCCAACCGGCCCUACAAUCCCAGCACAUGCUCUGAAGUUUCCUCACCUGUGUUCCGUGGAGAUGUCAGCAUCGACCGGCGUCACAGAGCACACGUUGCAAAGUAUGCAUACCCACCUGACUGCAGGGUCCCAGCAGCUCAGAGCAUCACGCCGCAGUCCCUGCAGGGUAAAACGCCAGAAGAGCUGACCCUGCUGCUUAUCAAGCUGCGACGGCAGCAGGCUGAGCUCAACAGCAUCCGAGAACAGACUCUUGCUCAGCUAAUGCAGCUAAACAUUGAUGCCGCCAACCCGAAGAAUAAGGUGCUUUCUCAUCAACUGCAGAGGAAUCUCAUGUAUCUGGACAGCCAGAUGAGUCCUGAGGCAUACAGCGACAGCAUUUAUGCCUACAGACCUGAAGAACUAGAUGUUGAUACAAAGUUGAGCAGGUUGUGCGAACAAGGCAAAGUGGUGCGAACACAAGAGGAGAAGCUUCAGCAACUCCACAGAGAGAAGCACACCCUAGAAACAGCCCUUUUAUCAGCAAGUCAGGAGCUUGAGAUGAGCGCGGAUAACCCAGUGGCCAUGCAGAGCCUCAUACAGCAGAGGGAUGUACUGCAGAACGGCCUUUUGAGCUCCUGCAGAGAACUAUCCCGAGUCAGCACUGAGCUGGAUAGAAGUUGGAAAGAGUAUGAUAAACUGGAGGCCGAUGUGACCGUGGCUAAGAGGAACCUGCUCGAUCAGCUGGAGGCUCUUGGCAGUCCACAGACAGAACCCCCUAGUCAGCAGCAUGUCCAGAUUCAAAAGGAGCUGUGGAGGAUUCAGGACGUGAUGGAUGCACUGAACAAAAAUAAACCAAAGAGAAGCGCUGAGCCAAGUUUUCCAAUCUCUGGUCUUCAGAAAAAGGAGGAGUCAGAUUCAGUGCCCCCACGUCCUCCACUUCCCCACCUUUAUGAGGGCAGAGCGCGCCUGUGUGUGCCCCACCUGCCCGGCCCCAGCCACACUCAGCUUCACCCACCUCGCACAGGCCCUCACCAGCCCGAAGACCGCAAAGCUGCCCAGCGCAAUGGCAGUCACAGCGGUCCGGACUACAGGCUGUAUAAGAGUGAGCCGGAGCUGACAACAGUGGCUGAAGUAGAUGAGAGCAAUGGCGAGGAGAAAUCUGAACAGGCUGCUGAAAAAGAGCCCUCUAGUACUAAAGUGUCCUAUCCUGUGGGAGUAGUGAGCCCAAGGACAAAGUCACCUCUGCCAGUGUCCUCCACUAUUGCUUCUUAUGUGACUUUGAGGAAGGCCAAGAAACCUGAAGCAAAAGCAAACCGUCCAAAUAGUACAGUGGAGCACAUCAGCAAUAGUGUAGAGGGAGUUCGCCAGCGCAUGAGUGUUGAGGAGCAAAUGGAGCGGAUUCGGAGGCACCAGCAGGGCGCGCUGCGAGAGAGAAGGAGGGAAGAUGGUUCUCUCUCCCGCAGUCUUUCCUUCACCAAAGACACCUCCUAUUACUACACCCUGCAGAGCACAAAAAGAAGGGAGAUGUCAGCUGGAGACUCGUACCAUAUCAGAGCCACUAUGUUCAAAGAAAACUGCAAAGCAUUGGAGCAGGAGCAGGGAAAAGUGGUGUCGGGGCCUGAGUUUGGCGAUAAGGUCCCUGAAGCCAGCAGAAGUCCAGAACAUCGCAAACCCCGGGGCACUGAGGACAGUCUGCAGACUGCAGUGAUGGUACGAGUGGGGACAGAGGAAAAUGAUGAUGAUGAAAAUCUCUCUGAACAAGGUCGAGAUGAGAUCGUCAAGGCCUCCUACAAUCUGACGUCCUCUAAACACAGCACGGCGGUUUCAGUGAACAGCUUUACCAGUUCGCCUCAGUCUCCAAGCUCCUCUCCUCUUCCUUCUUCCCCUCCUCACCUCCCUGAUGGUUCCCACUUCAUCGUUGCCACCAACAUCCAUAAACACUGACACGUGAAGAAGGUACUAAUGGAGAACCAAAAAUGCAGCCUUGUAGAGGAGCGAGAGGCCGCACCGACAACCCGGUCGCAGCUCAUGCCAUUGCUCUAAAUACCAACUGCCACAGAAGAAUUACACGAACAGGUUACCUUAGAGUUAUUAAUGUUAUUAUUUAUAAUAUUGUUCUUAUUUUCAUGUUUCAUCGUGUUUUUAAAUGAUUGCGAGUUUUAUUCUGUGUUUAGGCAUUUUGUAUAAAAGGAUAUGAGCAGUGCAGUGAGGAGGGUCUACUGAUUUUACAGGUUUAUUAUAAAGAGUAGCCACAGUCUUUUCAGUGGGUGGGAAGUGGGAUAGAGCUACAUGCUCUCUCACAUACGUACAUGCCCACAUGCACACGUUACUUCAAAUAUCCAGGAGUUAUGCACAGAAUCUGCUUAUUUCUUUAUUUAAAAAGUCUGGCUCUUUUACCGCUGAUAAACACUCCGGUUUUAGCAUAAUAUCUUUUGCACUGUAUAACACCUCACUGAUAUUUUUUUUUUUAAGUAGUAAUGUGUUUAUCAAAUUAUCUGUACAGAACACACACAGUGUGAAAGGUGAUUUCAUUAAAGCACUGCUAUACAGUAACACUGCAGAUGAAAAUAUAUUAUUUUAGGUUUGUAAAGAAACUUUAGAUAGUCUGUGAGUUCUUGCAGCACUGUUCCCCAAACAGAACAUUCAUGAACAUUCAUUUUAUAUUUCUAUGGCUGAGAUAUAUUUAACUAAAGAUAUAAUUAAAGAGAGUAUUCACAAAAAAAGAGAAGAAUAAAAGAUUUGGUUUAGUGUGGUCUCUGUCCAUGUUGGGGUCCAUCUAGAAAAGUAUAGCACAUGUAAAGGUAAAAAGCAAUAACCAGGGUUUUGGUGUUAACUUUAUUGUAGAAGAUGUAAAGAUCAUAUUGUAUAUAAUGUACACCAUACAAUAAAAUUAUAAAAACUUAUCUAAGGAGUCAAUAUGCAAAUCUCAUCUGUUUUAUAUCAUGUGAAAUAAAUGUUGUUAUAAAAGGUG